AUGAGCACAUGGAACAGCUGCAGUACAGAUCAUCAUUCAUAUGCUCGACCUCCUCUCGAGUCCCGCUGCAGUUUGUCUCCCUCUAGAGGUUGUGGAAGACAGCGCAGACACAGCAGGACGAGCAGUGAGUGUGGGUCUGCGGUGUCGACUCGCUCCUCUCUCUCUGAGGAUGAAGACAUGGGGUGGAACUUCUCCUGGCCCUCUACCGUCUGGCAUUGUUUUAUCCAAGGUACUCGGUUGCGUUUCCUUAGCAACAGUAAAAAUGAUUGGCAGGACAUUGGCGAAUUUAUAAGUGACAAACUUUCUGAAGAGGAGGAACUCACAUUAAAGAGUUACGGCUCAGAGGGACUUCAGCUGAUGGAACAUUCGGAGACUGUGUCAGGUGACCAGCCUGUGCUUGAACUGACAUUUAACCCUGGACCCUUCGGAAACAGUUUUCUGACUGCGCAGUGCCAACUUGAUCACCCGUUCUAUGUCAAAAACAAAGGCUGGUCCUCAUUCCACCCGAGCCUCACUGUGGUGCAUUAUGGGAUACCGUGUUACGAGAUGGAGGUGGCAGACGUCUGCUUACCACCGGGACACAGAGAUGCUAAGCACAUGGAUGACUCCCUAGUGUUGGACACUUUCAGGAGUUACUCGUUCACACCUCUGGACUCGUCUGCGGUAUACGUGCUCAGCAGUAUGGCCCGACGGAGGAGGGAGUCUCAGUCCAGCUCAGACACGGCCUCUCCAGACAGAAAGACAGCACAUGGCUCACACAGACCCGGCACGUCCCGCUCUCCUCAUCACAAACCAAUCUCUGACCAAAACCAAGACUCACCAGGAAACAGCGCGGCCACACCCUCCAAGAGCAAGCGGCCGAUGAACGCCUUCAUGUUGUUUGCUAAAAAGUACAGAGUUCACUACACGCAGAUGCAUCCCGGAAAAGACAACAGAGCCAUUAGCGUACUGCUGGGAGAGCGGUGGAAGAAGCUGCGCAGUGAGGAACGUAGGGUGUUCACGGCCCAGGCCAAAGCGUUAGCCGACGAGCAGAAGAGGAUCAACCCGGACUGUUGGAAACGCAAACGCACCACCUCUGGCUCUCAAGCAAACUGA
Knipowitschia caucasica is the source of this 1095-nucleotide messenger RNA. The record is from the annotation of a GenBank genome assembly. NCBI's taxonomy places the organism in Eukaryota, Metazoa, Chordata, Actinopteri, Gobiiformes, Gobiidae.